UGGAACGUUCGCAGGCUGCGCGUUCCAUUUAGAGUGUGCGAGCGUUCUAAAGAGUCUGGAUGCUGCAACAACGACUUCCCAGCAGCCCCCCCUGCACACUGAGCCCAACUCACAGGCAACAAAUGUCUGUGACUGCUUGAUUUUCCUCCUGGCGGCUGUAUGAUCCUCCAGUAUUCGUCAUGCACAAGGAUCCGCUAUUACCAAUUACUACAGUAGCUCUGCCCGGGACCUCCCUACAGAGAGCCUGCAGGCUUCUGGUACUCCUCUGUGCUCUCCAUCUCAGCGUUACCCUGGUUUAUUAUGUGUCUGGGGGAGAACUGAACAUCUUCCAGUACUUUGUACAGAACCAGCAAGACCAGUAUCGCCGUUUUGCCAAUGCUACCCCCAGCAGCGUCCAGAAUUUGCUAAAACCUGGAUAUAAUGCAAAAGAUCAGGAGAUCAGGAAUACCUCAAACAUGGUGGACCUGCCCAACUGCCCAGAGACAUCCCCUCUAUUAGUUGGUCCCCUUCGAAUAGAAUUCUCCGUGUCUGUGAAUCUAGAAGAGGUCCGAAAGAUAAACACAAAUGUUCGUGAAGGAGGCCGGUAUACUCCAGAGGACUGUAAGGCCCAGCAGAAGGUAGCACUUAUCAUACCGUUCAGGAAUCGCGAUGAACACUUGAAAUACUGGCUGUAUUAUCUUCACCCCAUACUCCAGAGACAGCAGUUGGACUAUGGCGUAUAUAUUAUCAAUCAGGAUGGAGACGUCACCUUCAACCGCGCCAAAUUGUUAAACGUCGGCUUUGCAGAAGCAUUGAAAGAGUACGAUUAUCAGUGCUUUGUGUUCAGUGAUGUCGAUCUCAUUCCAAUGGAUGACCGUAACAUUUACAAAUGCUAUAGCCAGCCCCGGCACUUAUCUGUGUCUAUGGACAAGUUUGGAUUUGGUCUGCCGUACACUCAGUACUUUGGAGGUGUAUCUGCCUUGAGCAAAGAUCAGUUUACAAGAAUAAACGGAUUUCCAAACAAUUAUUGGGGAUGGGGUGGUGAAGAUGAUGACAUAUACAAUAGAAUAGCAAGCAGAGGGAUGUCGAUCUCUCGGCCUGACGCUGUAACUGGGAAAUGCAGAAUGAUCCGACAUAACAGAGAUGACAAAAAUGAUCCGAAUCCUAAAAGAUUUGACCUCAUAGCUCAUACAAGGCAUACCAUGAACUCUGAUGGGAUAAACUCGCUCUCUUACCAAGUGAUCAAAAAAGAAAAAUAUCCUUUGUACACAAAAAUCACAGUGGAUAUUGGUUCUCCAAGAUGAUCUGCUCUGGAGAAAACUAAAAACCCCAGAAAUUCCUGAUUUACUUUUGAAAGACAUUUUUGCUCCACACAUGGGUAUUGGACAAGUUAAGAGGCCUUCAACUGAUGAUUUGUAUUUUAACAAAAAAAUAAUUUCAAGACUGUAAUUUAUGACUUUAUGCACAGAAUUAUGUAUCCUCAUGAUAUGCAAUAUGCAAUUCUCUUCUCUAAGUGCUCUUGCAAGCUGUCAGUGCCUUGUAAGCAAAGUGCUAUGUCGUUUUUUGAUUUUGCAAAAAAAACAAAACAAAAAACCUAGUGGCUUUUAAGCUGAAUGUAUUUCCCUGCACACAAUGCUGCUACACGGAUGUUUACACAAUGUUACCGUUUCCGUAAUUCGCACGAGUUACGGUGCAUAUUUCAUUAAGAGAGCGGUGAGUGGGAGUCGGUUUUAUGGAAUUUGUUAUCAAGCCCAUUUCUGUUUGGAGAAAAUGGGAUUGGAUUCUCUCUAACUAGCAGUCAAGCUGUUAAAUCAAUGCAGGCACAGAUGCUUUAUUUCAGAGUUUUGCAAUGGCUUCUUUAUUAUAAUUUUUAUUCGGAAGUAAAUAUACAUGAUAUUUUUGAAAUAUGAAGAAUCCAGGUUUUGUAUACGAUUCAGGCAAGCCCUAUGCUUUGAUAGCACGGGGUCUAUAAUAUUUAUUUAUGUAAUUAAGAACAUUUUAUGAUGCAUCCUUCU
This is a messenger RNA of Pelobates fuscus (common spadefoot toad), 1994 nucleotides long. RefSeq names its product beta-1,4-galactosyltransferase 1 (gene B4GALT1). Gene Ontology annotation, molecular function: beta-N-acetylglucosaminylglycopeptide beta-1,4-galactosyltransferase activity; cytoskeletal protein binding. The record is from RefSeq and is a predicted model, not a curated record. Gene Ontology annotation, biological process: protein N-linked glycosylation; carbohydrate metabolic process. Bases 180 to 1283 code for a protein of 367 amino acids. The transcript is spliced from 7 exons. NCBI's taxonomy places the organism in Eukaryota, Metazoa, Chordata, Amphibia, Anura, Pelobatidae. Gene Ontology annotation, cellular component: Golgi apparatus.